Mytilus trossulus (common blue mussel) is the source of this 534-nucleotide messenger RNA. RefSeq lists its product as uncharacterized. The transcript is spliced from 4 exons. The record is from RefSeq and is a predicted model, not a curated record. Bases 111 to 527 code for a protein of 138 amino acids. NCBI's taxonomy places the organism in Eukaryota, Metazoa, Mollusca, Bivalvia, Mytilida, Mytilidae.
UUUGCUGGAGUAUAUUUGACUAUAAAUACCUAUCUUGAUUUAUAGCUUUGUUGACUUCAGAAAAGUACGCAACCAUUCCCAGAACCAAUAAUACCUUCAAAGGAAACACAAUGUUAAAGGCUAUCAUCAUUUCAUUGGUUGUCACACAGGUCUUUUGUGCUACUACAAUGGCACCAGACAUGACAACAAAACAUCAUAAUCACCAUCACCAUUCUCAUGGGACCCAUGGCACCAGGCCUACCAGGGAACCAGUGGAGGCAGAUAAACAUUAUUUUAAAUAUGACCCAACAUCGCAUUUGAUGAUGGCUGUCAACGCAAAGGCCUGUUAUAUCUACACUAUGUCAUCUCAAGAAUCUAUGGAUGUACAUACAGUACAUGGAUUACAUGCUCUAGAGAUUAAGCUAAUUACCAUGAUAGACGAUGCUACAGCAACGUUCCAGUCAAUUACCCAUGACAACUUGACAACAAUGAGCAAAUCACUUGCCCAUUCGUGUAAAGCCGUUAACAUGGUCAUGAAACUCAACUGAUUUUACA